AUGCUUCCCUCGACCAAUGCCGCCCUCGCGAAACCCUUGGUCCCUCUCUCCGAGCGAAGAUCUCACCAGAGGAAGCCAACGCCUCGGAGUUUCAAGGACUCGGAUUCCGACCUUCAGGGAAGCCUUCCUCGAUGGGACAUCACCCCAGAUGGUGGAUCGGCAGGUCGUGAGGGUCGUCAAUUCACUGUCGCCAACGUUGGCAACAAUGGUCGGAUAUAUCUGAGGCCGACUGUUCGCCCUGCCUACCAGCGAUGUCCCCAGCCUCAAUUCGUAUUUCCCAUCACUCCGCCCAGCACAGCAGGCUUGGAUACCCUCCCCCACAGCAAACCCGUCGAGUACGAGAGCAGUGAGCUUCACAUCAGCCAGUUCACCCCGACCCCGGAAGCCACGCCUUUUGACAGCAACCAAGCCUACUUUGAAGCCAACCCCCGGGAUGCUCGAAGGUCCGUGAAACACCGACGCGCCCUCUCUGACAGCACGGUCCACGAAGUCUCCGCCGCUAAGGAUUCGGACCCUGGGGUUUUCAAAAUCGUCAUCUCCAAGCCGGGUGAGGAGCAUCGACCCCGGACUAUGGAAGAUUUUGAUGCCAACUCUACUCCUCUUCUCGAUAUCAACAUUCCCUCUUGGCGGAUAGGAACUCCACGGUUUACUGUUAGAGGCACACCGAUGAUUCGUGGCUCUUCCUACGCUCCCACAGAGGAGUUUCGCUCAAGCAGCGCCUCGCUGCUGAACCGAUCCCAGGGCGAGCUUAACAGUUCUCAUCCAGAUCUAGCAUCGACGAGGCGGCCGAGCUCGUUGGCCGUCCCGGUGUUGCGAUUCUCGCGCAACAUGUCCAAUACCUCUCCGAACCCCCCUUCUCCUCGAGGGCCCCGGCCUGUCCAUCCGACUUACCAGUCGAUUCUCAAUGUCGAACCCGCCAUGUUUGACAACCUCACAUUCAAGCCGGCCUGCGACGAUCGAGCCCUGGUCAGAUACUCCCCUGCGACCGGAGCUGUCACAGCCGCUACACCACCACGACUCGUUGCGGAAAUCACGUCACCCAGUUUCCUCGACUACGAACUUAUCUCAGAUUUCUUCCUAACCUACCGAGCAUUCCUCGAAUCCGUUGACCUAUUACGCAUGCUCAUUGCGCGGUUACGAUGGGCACUAGCACGCGAUGACGAAACUGGCAUGGUUGUUCGGGUUAGGACAUUUGUGGCCCUGAGGCAUUGGAUUCUCAACUACUUUAUGGAUGACUUUGUCGUUGACUAUAAUCUCCGGUCAACGUUUUGCGAGCUGUUGAACGAUUUUGUGGAUGAACUAUCGCAAUGUUCUCGAUCCCGCAAGGUGCAGCUCAAGAUCCUUGGAGAACUCAAGAAAUGUUGGCGUAGGGUUUGUGCUCUUUACUGGGAUGGCCCUAAUUUCGACGACUCGCUGGAUGCCGAUGUUCCCAUUACGCCUGGUGGCAUUGCCGGUCACAGAGAUCCUGAUUUGGACCCGACCUUCUGGGACCGUGACGAUGGGGAGCCGCCUCAAAUUGAGAGCUUGUUGCCUCUCAUGAAGAGCACACGCGAGCGAACAAGUUUCAUUGCCGACAUCUCCCGGGCUGGCCAUGCUGGAGACUCAAUCGUCACGGAUCCCCGGCCGAGUACCCCUGAGGGCCAGAUCACCAGAGAUCCCGCAGAGGUGGAAUCGCAGGCGUCUCCAAUCAGCAUGUCGAGUCUGGAUAUUGUCUCUUGCUCGUUUCCUAACAAGGCCAUGCGGGCUACUCAUCCUCACCAGACGAAUCCACUGGCAGCACACCCAGUAACAGCGAGCUCUGUCUACAAUAAUACAGGUCCGAUAGCAACGACACCUCGCACGCUGGUCGGAAAGCGUGUGCGGCCUCAGCCAACGCACAAGCGUAACAACAGUUUGACUGAUUCAUUGCGGGAACAUAGCUCUGACAAGAUGUCUUUCAAGGACCAGGAGUUCAUGAUGACUGUUCCCUAUGCUGGGAGUCUUGUCCGUGGUAAUCUUCUACCCCCUGGCCAGGCAUUUGUUGAUAUCGAGCCCGAUGAUUUCCCCCCCAGCCAGAGGCAAACGGCAACUCUCCACCCGGAGAGCCAGAACUUGGUCAAGGAGAGGAUUCCAGCAGGAGCCAUGUCUGGUCACGGGAUGAAGAAGCUUCUGGGAAGUGUGCGGCGAGCCCUUAGCACCAGAGGCCAGGGGGUGUCUCCCACACCGGGAAGUUUUAUCAAUGUCAACAAUAUCGGACCUCGCGGGGCAACAACAAACCGUAUUCCCGGAACUGCAGUUGUCCCCCAGAGCAGGCAAAGACCGAAUGGAUCUCGACCUCCUGUUAGGAUUGACUUGCUUGGCGCCGAAGCAGUGGAAGAUUUCAAGAAGGCAGUGCGAGAGGAAGCCGCCGCUGAUGCUGAACGCCGUGGCAUCACAAUGGGAUCCCCCAACUCAUCCCUCUCAGCGAGAGAUGUUGACUACUCAGCUGCCCACAUGGACUCGAGCACAUUCGACAGCCUGCCGCACAACCACAAGCACCGGCCAGUUAGUGACAUGGCUAUCACCACGGGCAGCAAGUCUAUCGUCAUCGUUGACGACACGACACCAUUUGAUCCUUCUUUCAUGAGGCGAGGGGAGCCUGCCAGUACCACUUCUGUCGAGGCAUUUGCCGAAACUUUCAGGCUCACUGGCGCUGAUCCUACACCUCCUACAACGCCUCCUACCGGCCCCUCUGCUGGAACUGGCACGCCCAGGCGUUCGUCGUAUUUACUCAACCAACAUGUGGUCCGACCUUCACUUGAUGAGGAUCCUCUGCCACCUUUUGUGCCUGACCUUGAUACUCUAGCCCCUGGCAGUAGUGCUCGAGCUUCCGAAGAGCGAAGCCGAGCAUCCUUCUCAACGACACACCGCAGUCUCCGUCACUAUCCUCCUCUGUCAUACAGGGGUCAUCGUCGCACCAAAUCGACUCGAUCGCACCAGUCAUUGGCUUCAAUUAUUCAACGUCGCCGUAGCUCAUUUAACAGCACUGUUCGCCAGUCCACAGUCCGAAGCUUUGAUGCUACAACAGACUCUGGCGCCUCGAUGAUGGCACAAGAGCCUGAUGUACCAGUUCCACAACCUCUGCGAGUUAUUCGACGACGCCCGGGUGGAGAUCUACGAGCCGCGACAAACGUGGGCGAGUUGGACAUGGUUUCACUAAGGAGAUCAAGAUCGGUUGGGUCGUUGACGACUUACUCGGAGUCUAUCCGGAGUUCAUACAUCCAGAGCCCUGGUGUGGAAUCUUUCGGCAAAGGCGAGGUAGUCUCCAUCGAGUAUCGUCAGUCCAGAGCCGAUGUUUUUUCUCUGGGCCAACUUGCAGAGAAGGCACCAAAGCGAGACCUUUCGCUCUUUAGCACACAUUCAUCGAAGCCCGCCAUGCGUCCUUCUUUCGAGAAGGAGGCGCAGAAGCUUGCUCAGAUUCCGGAUGACGACGACGAUGGUGGCAUUGAGUCAGCCCUGGCCAAGCUCGAGGGCAAGUUGCCUGCGAAGAAGACGUACAGCUUGUCCAUGGACCCACAGUCUCCUGGAGGAGUCUUUGACCCUCCUCCUGAAAUCGACGUGGAUAUGGUGGAUCCAGAGGAAGAGGAACGCGAGAAGAGAGAUCAUCGUGAAAAGCUUGUCAUCAGGGAGACGUUUAUGCUGGAUCCCGAAGAGGAUGAGCCUGAGCCUCUUAUUGACUCUCAUGACAGCUUCCUAACACCUCAACGCCAGCGGCCGUUGACCGAAGCCAAGUCAUUCUUGUCUGAUACUUCACGAGAAUCCUACUCGUCCAUCCCAAUCCUGGACCGAGACUCGAAUCCUGGCCGCGACAAGUCCCCUGGCCGUGCUUGGACCAACAUGUCGAUCCUCGAAGGUUCCGAUGAUGAUGCAACUCCUCGUGCGAAAAAGACUGUCUUCACUCCUGAACCGGACUCACAACAUGCGUCUUUCGAUUUCAUUGAGAAGACAGACAGCAUCGAAGGAAUCAAGCCUGGUGACACGGCGCCCACGGUUGAGGAAGACCAGUCGUUCCUCGACGAUGAUAGCGAUCUUUCGUCCGAGAUGUCGGCUGAGGCCCUUGAUUAUGAGGACUUUGAGUCAGGAGACGCUGUUGUACCUCGCGUAAAGCUUCCAGCCCACCCUCUUGGAUCUCCAGCACCUGCUCCGAAGAGGAACCCUCCUUCGCCUCCAAUGACACUGGUACAAGCUCUGGAGAUGUCGCCACCGCAGACUUUCAAGGUUCCUGAACUGCACGAGACACAAGUCUGGGGCCAGAAGCCUCUUCCUCCGACACCAGAGACCACGCCAACGGCUCCCUACAUCCAUACCGAUGACCAGACUGCGACAACUGAAGCUCUCCGCCUCGCCCCGAAGCCUGAUGUUGCUGCGGAAACUGACAAGUACAAUGUUCACCUCCCAUUCAUCCUGGCCUUUGACUCGGAGAUUCUUGCUCAGCAGUUCACACUGAUCGAGAAGGAUGCUCUCAACGAGAUUGACUGGAAGGAGCUCAUCGACAUGAACUGGAAGAAUGCUGCCUACAGUGACUCUCGUUCGUGGGUCGAGUUUCUGCGCAACACCGAUGCUCAUGGAGUUGAUGUUGUCAUUGCCCGCUUCAAUAUCAUGGUCAAAUGGGCCAUCUCUGAGAUUGUCAUGACACAGACAGUCGAGGAGAGAGUGCGAUGCAUCUGCAAGUUCAUCCACAUCGCAACUCACUGCCGACGUUACCGCAACUUUGCGACCCUCGCACAGCUCACUAUCGCCCUGUCCAGUAAUGAGGUCGCUCGUUUGUCGAGGACAUGGCAGCAUGUGCCCCCUCAGGAUGUCAAGACACUACACGAUCUCGAGAAGCUGGUAACGCCUAUGCGCAACUUUUACAACCUCCGUGCUGAGAUGGAGGUUGGCUCCGACUCGGGCUGCAUCCCCUUUGUCGGUAUCUACACACACGAUCUCCUCUACAACGCCCAGCGACCGUCAGAGAUUGCUGGCUCACCUACCACGCCCCCCUUGAUCAACUUUGAGCGUUGUCGCAUUGCUGCUGCUGUCGUCAAGACACUGCUGCGCCUGUUGGAGGCCAGCACUCGGUACAAGUUCCAGCCUAUCGAGGGCAUUACUGAGAGAUGUCUUUGGAUGAGCGCUCUGAGCGAUGAGGAGAUCCGACGACAUUCAGAGAUGUUGGAGUAA
Fusarium vanettenii 77-13-4 is the source of this 5178-nucleotide messenger RNA. RefSeq lists its product as uncharacterized. Gene Ontology annotation, cellular component: plasma membrane. Gene Ontology annotation, biological process: Ras protein signal transduction; positive regulation of GTPase activity. NCBI's taxonomy places the organism in Eukaryota, Fungi, Ascomycota, Sordariomycetes, Hypocreales, Nectriaceae. The transcript has 2 exons. The record is from RefSeq and is a predicted model, not a curated record. The coding region runs from base 1 to 5178 and encodes 1725 amino acids. Gene Ontology annotation, molecular function: guanyl-nucleotide exchange factor activity.